This is a messenger RNA of Myotis lucifugus (little brown bat), 969 nucleotides long. It is a transcript of the gene PAX4, whose product is annotated as paired box 4. Gene Ontology annotation, molecular function: RNA polymerase II cis-regulatory region sequence-specific DNA binding; DNA-binding transcription factor activity, RNA polymerase II-specific. Gene Ontology annotation, biological process: anatomical structure development; regulation of transcription by RNA polymerase II. The record is from RefSeq and is a predicted model, not a curated record. Lineage: Eukaryota; Metazoa; Chordata; Mammalia; Chiroptera; Vespertilionidae.
AUGCCACAGGGUGGGCUGGAGAGAGGGGAGACGUGGUUUGUGGAUGCCUCCUUCUCAUGCCCAGGGAUCAGCAGUGUGAAUCAGCUGGGGGGCCUCUUUGUGAACGGCCGGCCCCUGCCCCUGGACACCCGACAGCAGAUCGUGCAUCUGGCAGUGAGUGGGAUGCGGCCCUGUGACAUCUCACGGAGCCUUAAGGUAUCUAACGGCUGUGUGAGCAAGAUCCUAGGGCGUUACUACCGUACAGGUGUCUUGGAGCCCAAGGGAAUUGGGGGUAGCAAGCCACGUCUGGCCACACCCGCUGUGGUGGCUCGAAUUGCCCAGCUGAAGGGUGAGUGUCCGGCCCUCUUUGCCUGGGAGAUCCAACGCCAGCUCUGUGCUGAAGGGCUUUGCACCCAGGACAAGACUCCCAGUGUCUCCUCUAUCAACCGAGUCCUGCGGACACUACAAGAGGACCAGAGACUGCCCUGGGCACAGCUCAGAUCACCAGCUGUUUUGGCUCCAGUUCCUCGCACUCCGCAGAGUGGCUCUGAGGCUCCUCGGGGUCCCCACCGGAAUCGGACUAUCUUCUCCCCAGGCCAAGCUGAGGCGCUGGAGAAAGAGUUCCAGCGUGGGCAGUAUCCUGAUUCAGUGCCGGGUUCUCCCUCUGAGUGGAUCCACCCUCACUUUGUAGGUGCUUCUCAGGGACUGGCUGUACCGAGUGCUUCCCCAGGGAUCGUCUCUGCACAGCAGUCCCUUGGCAGUGUGACCACAGUGGCCCUGCCUGUUCCAGAAUCCCUGGGUCCCUCCUGCUAUCAGCUGUGCUGGGGGACAGCACCAGACAGGUGCCUGAGUGACACUCCACCCCAAGCCUGUCUCAAGCCCUGCUGGGGCUACCUGCCUCCACAGCCAAGCCCCCUGCAUUCAUACUGCAAGGCCUGCGAUGAGGGAGGAGGGCCAGAAUGCAAGGGAGAUGCGGUGCAGAGGGUCUAA